Apis dorsata (giant honeybee) is the source of this 1889-nucleotide messenger RNA. RefSeq names its product serine-arginine protein 55 (gene B52). Gene Ontology annotation, molecular function: mRNA binding. The record is from RefSeq and is a predicted model, not a curated record. The transcript is spliced from 12 exons. Lineage: Eukaryota; Metazoa; Arthropoda; Insecta; Hymenoptera; Apidae. Gene Ontology annotation, biological process: alternative mRNA splicing, via spliceosome; mRNA splice site recognition. Gene Ontology annotation, cellular component: ribonucleoprotein complex; cytoplasm; nucleus. Bases 167 to 1309 code for a protein of 380 amino acids.
AGCGACUUUGUUUUUCGUUGUGUGAACCCCGUUUUGUUUCCGUUAUUGCAACGAGCCAUCUUACUUCAGACGCCGAUCAUUACUUCUUCUAGUAAUUUCAGUCGUGUCGUGUCGUGAGAGCAUAAGCUUUUAGUGAACAAAGCAACAUUUUUUACGUAUAUUCAGUAUGGUAGGGACAAGGGUCUAUGUCGGUGGGCUUCCAUACGGCACCAGGGAAAGAGACCUUGAGAGAUUUUUCAGAGGCUACGGUCGAUUCCGUGAUGUCCUCAUCAAGAACGGUUACGGUUUUGUUGAAUUUGACGACUAUAGGGAUGCAGAUGAUGCAGUCUACGAACUCAAUGGGAAGGAGCUUCUAGGAGAAAGAAUUACUGUAGAGAGGGCCCGGGGGACACCUAGGGGUAGUGACCAGUGGCGCUAUGGUGACUCCCGUGGUGGUUAUGGGGACUCGAGGCGAUCUGCCCGAGACGAUAUGCGGCACGACAGAGAUAGUGUGAACAGAAACACGAGGACUGCAUCUAGCUACAAGCAAUCAUUGCCCAGAUAUGGACCACCAACACGCACCGAAUACCGGCUCACCGUGGAAAAUCUAUCGAGUCGUGUCAGCUGGCAGGAUUUGAAGGAUUAUAUGAGACAGGCUGGUGAAGUGACAUAUGCAGAUGCACAUAAACAACGCAGAAACGAAGGAGUUGUAGAAUUUGCAACAUAUUCUGAUUUGAAGAACGCCAUCGAUAAAUUGGAUGACACAGAACUAAAUGGACGUAGAAUCAGACUUAUCGAGGAUAAGAGACGGGGACGUCGUUCAAGAUCCUCAAGUUCGAGAUCAAGAUCACGGUCACGAUCUCGAUCUCGUCGCCGAUCCCGCUCCCGCUCAAGGUAUUAUCGUCGUUCUCGAUCCCGAUCAAGGAGUCGCCGUAGUUCUCGCAGCCGUAGCCGUCGCAGUAGCCGUUCCAAAUCAAGAGCACAUACUAAAUCAAAAUCGAAAUCGAAAUCCAAAUCACCUGAACGUAGCCGAACUCGAUCUAAAUCCAAAUCAAGAGACCGCUCAAAGUCGAAAUCUAAGUCAAAGUCCAAAUCCAGAUCUCGUUCUAGGUCCAAGGCUGAGAGGUCAAAGUCCAGGUCACAGUCCAAAUCUAAAGCUAAGUCUCCUUCAAACUCUUCUUCCAGAGAUAGAUCUAGCCGCGAAAGAUCGCGAGGUGACAUAUCGAGAUCUCGAUCAGGCAGUAAACAUAGCAAAAGCCGUAGCCGUUCUCGUUCACCAAUGAAUGGCGAUAAAUCUCCAGAAAGUAAUAAACAAAAAGUUGUUGAUUAAAGAAAAUGUGGAACAAGAAAAGAAGAGACUUUUAUCGUGAGAAGAAAAGAAUUAAAGAGGAACUUUCCUCUUUUUGUUUCUUUUUUUCUACGACUAAAUAUAUUUAAGAAGCCAAUUUUUCAUGCCUUUCUUUUUAAGAAACGUCGAUUUUUUUGACAUUACUACUUGUAAUUAACAUGUACAUCGUAUUAUGGAUAAGUGAAAUUCUUUAGAUCUUGUAAAAUGAGGGACAGCGAAACAAAAGAAGUGAAUGUAAUUAACAAUCGGCUUAAGUAUAAUUAAAUAAUUGUACAUGAUUUACUUAAUGGAACCAAUCUGUGUACAUUAGUUAUACGUAAUUUUGAUUGUACACUUGUCAUCUGAAAAACACCAUUCGCAUUUAGAGAAAUAGGAUGUCUUCAUACGUACCUUAAAUGAAUUCUAUACAUUUUUUGAUGUAUCAUCUUAUAUCAAGGAAUUCUCUAUAAUGGCUUUUUGUAUAUAUUCCUAACAGUCACAUUACAAUAAGGAAAUUAUGUGAUGUGUAUUAAAUUUAGUGGUAAGCGGUAUCUUAUCAAUAAAAUUUCGCGCUAAGCCUAUA